Mollisia scopiformis is the source of this 1005-nucleotide messenger RNA. RefSeq lists its product as uncharacterized. The record is from RefSeq and is a predicted model, not a curated record. Lineage: Eukaryota; Fungi; Ascomycota; Leotiomycetes; Helotiales; Mollisiaceae. Gene Ontology annotation, molecular function: zinc ion binding; nucleic acid binding. The transcript is spliced from 2 exons. The coding region runs from base 1 to 1005 and encodes 334 amino acids.
AUGGUCAGGCGCAAAGCCACGCGUCUCGGGUACGACCAGUCGCAAUUCGACGAUAUGUAUGAGCAAACCAGAGAGAACAUAACUUCGACAAUGCCCAUGGCGUCGCAGAAAGCUCAGCAGUACGCCAUAUAUCUCUCAAUGUGGAUUACUCUGCUCGAUCCCCCUGAGGAUCUCAACUACUCAAAUCCUCUGUAUGCCGAUUUUCUCAACGCAAUUCACGAGAUAGAACAUCUGAAACAGAGAAUCAAAGACAAGGAGGAGCUCGUCGGUGUCAAGGACGAGAUCAUCGCCUCAUUGAAGGAUGGUAGCCGGAUCAGCGAUGUUGCUAUGCGCAUCACAGAGAGAUCAAUCGACCAACAGGCAGGUAUCUUAGCACAGCGCGAGGCUUCAGAUGCUUUAGAAAGGAUCGAAGAGCUAGAAGAGGAAGCUGAAGAGAAAGAUGAGCAGAUCGAGAAGCUCACUGAUGGCAUGCAGCAAAAGGAAAGCGAGAUGCAGGCCAUGGCUGCUAAAGUUGAACAUCUGAGAGAUGUGGCGGCUAGAGCUACCAAAGAAACAAUAAGGGUAAAGAGGAGAUCGGCGUCCAAGUACGCUAGGAAGAAGGAAGUUGUCAAAGCAUUGGAAGUCGACAUCAGAGACAAAGAUCAAACGAUAAUUGAUCUAAGCCAAGAGAACGCCAUUACAAAAGCUCGUGCCGAUAGCCUCGCGAGGCAGCUUGAGCGUUUGAGGGAUAAAGCAGAGUAUGAAAAGGGUCCUCUUGCUGGUUCGAUUUCGCAAGCUACUUUUCCUAUCAACUCCUGUACAAAUUGUGGGCAACGGGGCCAUCUUAUAACCGACUGUAAGGAGAGUUGUUUGAAAUGUGGAAGCCACAGUCACUUGGUAAGAGCUGGUUGUAAAGGUGAAUAUCAUGGGAGGAAGCAUAAGAUUCAAGAUGACGGGGAAGAUGUUCUCAUCAGAUCAGUCAGAACCCGCGCGAACGGAGUGAGGAAAGUUCGCUACGGAAAAUGA